AUGGAAUUGUUUAGUAUCGGUGUGAAUGUAUUAUUAACGUAUUGGAACAAAGAUUUUAUCGAUACAUUUCAAAGAUACGAUCGACCAGCCUUUCUUCGUUCACUCUUAUAUUUUACUUUCAUUGCUAUCACAAUCAUAAUCGUAUCAGUUUACAAAGAUUAUCUAACACAAUUAUUUCUUCUUCGAUGGCGACGUUGGUUAACAAACGAUUUUCUUAGCAAAUAUUUAUCUAAACAUGCUUAUUAUCAUAUGUCGUUGUUAAAAAAUGAUCGUCCAACAAUAAAUGAUACAAAUGAUAAUCCAGAUCAAAGAAUAUCAAUGGAUAUUAAUUCAUAUACUGAAAAUAUCUAUACUUUAGCAAUAGGUCUCUUAAAUGCAUUUGUGUCAUUAGUAUCCUAUGUCAUCGUACUCUGGUCUCUAUCUGGUAUGAUCAGAAUAAAAAUUACUCCAAAUUUUUCGUUUGAAAUCAAAGGACUUAUGGUUUGGUCUGCUCUUAUCUAUGCUGGAUUAGGUACUGUGAUUACUAAUUUAAUUGGUCGAGCUCUCUUUCAUUUGAAAUAUGUACAAGAACAUUGUGAAGCUAAUUUUCGAUAUGGACUUGUUCGUCUUCGGGAUCAUACAGAAUCAGUCGCUUUCUAUCGAAGUGAAUUAAAUGAACAGGCAUCAUUAACAUCAUUCUAUCUCGAAAUAAUAUCUAAUUUACGUCAAAUUAUUCGUCGCAAAUUUAUUCUCAAUUGGUUUAAUUCAUUCUACACAACGGUAGCAAUUAUCUUUCCAUUUCUCGUUGCUUCUCCACGAUAUUUUUUACGCGAAGUUACACUUGGUAAUUUAUUACAAAUAGCUAGUGCCUUCGAAAGUGUACAUCAAUCACUUUCAUUUAUACCCAAUUCCUAUGGAAUUAUUGUACAAUGGCGAUCAGCUACGAAACGAUUGACUGAAUUUCAAUAUGUUUUAAAUGAAUUACAUAAAGCUAAGCAAAAUUCUGAAAUUCAAUUUCUCUAUUUACCAAACGAACGAUUUAUGAGAAUUCAAGAAUUAAAUGUUCGAUUGCCAUUGAAAAUCGGUGAAGAUAAUAGUCGAAUUUUUAUCAAUCGUCUCAAUUUAGUACUCGAAGCUCAUCAUGCNCUUGCAUAUAUUAAUAUAAUAUUUUUUUAUACAAGAAAAUAA
Molecule: messenger RNA, 1167 nt
Organism: Rotaria sp. Silwood2
Lineage: Eukaryota; Metazoa; Rotifera; Eurotatoria; Philodinida; Philodinidae
Source: the annotation of a GenBank genome assembly